AAAACCAAUUCUACUCAAGUUGGACGUGUAUAUUUACAUGCUUACUGUCAAAGCAGAAAUUUGGGGAACCAAAAUUCAGGACCAUUUAUAAGCAUCAUUAUCAUGUACGAUCUUUUUUAUGUGAGCAUCAUGAUGUGGACCAGCCUGUACAUGGUAAUUCUCCUCUACAGACACCGCAAGAGGGCCCAGUAUCUCCGCAGCCCAAGCCUCUCCAGCCAGCAAUCUCCCGAGCUCAGAGCCACUCACAGCAUCUUGCUGCUGGUGAGCUGUUUUGUGAUCUUGUAUUGGUUGAACAACUUUAUCACCCUUUAUGGAUUUUAUGCACCUACAAAAAUUCUAAAUUUGGAGGGAAUUAAUGCAUUUUGGGCAGCAUGCUAUCCAACCAUCUGCCCCUUUUUAAUAAUGAAGAAUAAUAAACUUAUUUUGCACUUCACUUCUUCCAUUUCGGCACUGAGAAUGACCUGUUUUCAACGUGCACUUCGUGGCUGA
Alexandromys fortis (reed vole) is the source of this 489-nucleotide messenger RNA. Its product is annotated as vomeronasal type-1 receptor 40-like. The record is from RefSeq and is a predicted model, not a curated record. The transcript has a single exon. NCBI's taxonomy places the organism in Eukaryota, Metazoa, Chordata, Mammalia, Rodentia, Cricetidae. Gene Ontology annotation, cellular component: membrane. Gene Ontology annotation, biological process: G protein-coupled receptor signaling pathway. Gene Ontology annotation, molecular function: pheromone receptor activity. The annotation marks the transcript as partial.